Caenorhabditis remanei is the source of this 267-nucleotide messenger RNA. RefSeq lists its product as uncharacterized. Gene Ontology annotation, molecular function: molybdenum ion binding; pyridoxal phosphate binding; catalytic activity. The record is from RefSeq and is a predicted model, not a curated record. The transcript has 2 exons. NCBI's taxonomy places the organism in Eukaryota, Metazoa, Nematoda, Chromadorea, Rhabditida, Rhabditidae. The coding region runs from base 1 to 267 and encodes 88 amino acids.
AUGUUGAAGGACUCUAUACGGAGCGAUCAUGCAUUCCAAAACCAGAAUGAUGGUAAUAAUCCACUGCCAAAAAGAAAAGAUGAUAUCUCUAUGAGAAACUUCCGUCCUACAAUCGAAGUCGACGGAUGCCCGGCUUGGGAUGAGGAUAUAUGGGUGGAGCUUCGUAUUGGAGAGGCCCAUCUGGAAGUUUCAGCUUCAUGUGCAAGAUUCGUUUUGACUACUGUAGACCCAGUGAAAGGAGAAAUGACAAAGAAAACCAGCAGCUGA